Metarhizium album ARSEF 1941 is the source of this 276-nucleotide messenger RNA. RefSeq names its product U6 snRNP-associated protein Lsm3. The record is from RefSeq and is a predicted model, not a curated record. NCBI's taxonomy places the organism in Eukaryota, Fungi, Ascomycota, Sordariomycetes, Hypocreales, Clavicipitaceae. Gene Ontology annotation, cellular component: U4/U6 x U5 tri-snRNP complex; P-body; U6 snRNP. The transcript is spliced from 3 exons. Gene Ontology annotation, biological process: mRNA splicing, via spliceosome; P-body assembly. Bases 1 to 276 code for a protein of 91 amino acids. Gene Ontology annotation, molecular function: RNA binding.
AUGGCCGACACUGGCGAUGACGCCGGUCACGUCUCUGAACCCCUCGACCUCGUCCGGCUGCUGCUGAACGAGGUGGUCUUCGUGAAGCUCAGGGGUGACCGCGAGCUCAAGGGCAAGCUUCAUGCCUAUGACAGCCAUUGCAACCUGGUUCUCGGUGAGGUCGAGGAAACUAUUUACGCAGUCGACGAGGACGAGGAGACGAUCAACCGCAAGUCAGAAAUGCUCUUUGUCAGGGGAGACAGCGUUGUUUUAAUAUCACCCCAGGUUGCUUUCUGA